This is a messenger RNA of Lathyrus oleraceus (garden pea), 1518 nucleotides long. Its product is annotated as acyl carrier protein 3, mitochondrial. Gene Ontology annotation, biological process: fatty acid biosynthetic process. Gene Ontology annotation, cellular component: mitochondrion. Gene Ontology annotation, molecular function: acyl carrier activity; acyl binding. Bases 968 to 1384 code for a protein of 138 amino acids. Lineage: Eukaryota; Viridiplantae; Streptophyta; Magnoliopsida; Fabales; Fabaceae. The record is from RefSeq and is a predicted model, not a curated record. The transcript has 2 exons.
CUACUUAGGGCCUGUUUGGAUAAACAGCUUAUUUAAAGCCUAUAGCACAAGUGCUUAUCAAAAUAAGCGCUUAUGUAUAAGCUUGCAUAAGCUAUUUUUAUAACAAAAGAUAAAAUAAAUUUAAAUUGGUUUUAUGUAUGUUAUAAGUUGUUUUCAUUAGCUAUCUUGAAGAAUUUAUAAAAAUAAGUUCAAAAAAAUUAAUGUGUUUUGAUUAAGUCUCCCAAUAUCACAAAACUUAAACUUAUGGUAGUAGCUAAGCUCAAAUAAGCACAUCUAAGUAGGUCCUUAAUUAAAUGCUGAUCAUCUUAGUUCUUGUGUAUAAGCUAUUAAAGGAUUCAAUAAUGUCAAAGUGGUUAUAUAUAAGCUAAUCUUUAUAAGCUAUUUUCAUAAGUUGUUCUGGAGAGCUUAUGAAAAUAAGCUGAAAAAACAGUUAUCCUGGACAGCUUUUGAAAAUAAGCUCUCCGAAAUAGUUUCAUAAAUGCUUAUGUCAGCAGAUAAACUUUUUUUAGCUGAACCAAACAAGCAUCACAAACUAUGUUGGUCGUCACCUACUAGUGGCUAAACUUAAAUGAGAGAAUCUAGUGCUUAUGCCAGUGCUUAAUACAUUGACUGUAUAGCCCUGAGACAAUCAUUUGAGAGCAUAACCAGAGUGCACAUCUAUUGAAUUGUAUUUGAAAUUAUGAAGAAAUGUGUUUUCACUUGUCCUCGGGUUUCACCCAUUAUAUUGUAAGUAAAUCAGAACCAUUGAAUGAAUAUUGGGAAACUCAUAUUCUUACUUCAGACAAUUGGAUUCAAAACAAGAUGCUGGAAUGUGAAUUAUUUGAUCUUCACUCAACAGUUCUUCUGGCUGAAAGGAAUCUGAUUCGUGACUUAAAUCAACAAUUAAAGAAAAUGACCGGAUCUUGCUAGUUAUUUGUAUCUUGUGAUUUUCUGCUUGUAUUUCAAUUAGUUACCUCUGUAAUGGUCAAUGAUCGAAUGUAGUACAAUUUCAUUUGCAGAUUUCUCAAAUAUGCAAAGCAUGAAGAAUUCUAUACUGAGUCAUGUGAAUUUGAGAAGGUCAACUGAAAGAUGGUUUUUGGCCAAGGACAAUAAUGUGCUUAUGUGCUUGAGAUGCUGGUGCUCUUCAACCGGUACCAGUUCGGAUCCGAUUCUGGACCAAGUAAUCAGUCUGGUCAAGAAGUAUGACAAAAUUGAUGCAGCAAAGGUUACCGAAACAGCUGAUUUUCAAAAGGACUUGAGACUGGACAGCUUGGAUAGAGUUGAGCUUAUUAUGGCUCUUGAACAGGAAUUUUCCCUAGAAAUUCCUGACGAGAAAGCGGAUAAGCUUACUUGCUGCAAGGAUGUUGCAAAAUAUAUAGCCGCUGAAGCUGACCAAAAACUUUAGGCGAGCUCUGACUUUUCAGUUGUUUUGCUUUUAUUCUUUUGAUUGCGGUAUACAAAGAUGUUUUUGUGGUUUAGCUGUAUGAAUCUUUGUCAAGUCAGCUUGAUUAAAAUGUAUUGAAAUCGCCAAUUUUAUCA